GUGGAAGAAUCUGGACCCCUAAAUAAAAAUGACUUUCCAAGUGGAAGGACUGAUAGCUAUCAUCGUGUUCUACCUUCUAAUAUUGCUGGUUGGAAUAUGGGCUGCCUGGAGAACCAAAAACAGUGGCAGCUCAGAAGAACGCAGCGAGGCCAUCAUAGUUGGUGGCCGAGACAUUGGUCUGCUGGUGGGUGGAUUUACCAUGACAGCCACCUGGGUUGGAGGAGGUUACAUCAAUGGGACUGCUGAAGCAGUGUAUGUACCAGAUUAUGGUCUAGCUUGGGCUCAGGCACCAAUUGGAUAUUCUCUUAGUCUGAUUUUAGGUGGUUUGUUCUUUGCAAAGCCUAUGCGUUCCAAGGGAUAUGUGACCAUGUUAGACCCAUUUCAGCAGAUCUAUGGAAAACGCAUGGGUGGGCUCCUAUUUAUUCCUGCACUAAUGGGAGAAAUGUUUUGGGCUGCAGCCAUUUUCUCUGCCUUAGGAGCCACCAUCAGCGUGAUCAUUAACGUCAAUGUGCAAGCUUCUGUCAUCGUCUCUGCACUGAUCGCCACUCUGUACACGCUGGUGGGUGGUCUCUAUUCUGUGGCCUACACCGAUGUAGUUCAGCUUUUCUGCAUCUUCACAGGCCUGUGGAUCAGCGUCCCUUUCGCCCUGUCGCAUUCUUCAGUUACUGACAUUGGGUACACUGCUCUGCAUGCCAGAUACCAAAAGCCUUGGCUGGGGACCAUUGAAUCAUUUGAAGUCUAUACUUGGCUUGAUAGUUUUCUGCUGUUGAUGCUGGGUGGAAUCCCAUGGCAAGCCUACUUCCAGAGGGUCCUCUCUUCAUCCUCAGCCACCUAUGCUCAAGUGUUGUCUUUCCUGGCAGCUUUUGGGUGCCUGGUGAUGGCUCUACCAGCCAUACUCAUUGGGGCCAUUGGAGCAUCAACAGACUGGAACCAGACUUCAUACGGUCCUCUAGGUCCCAAGGACAAAAAUGAAGCGGACAUGAUCUUACCCAUUGUUCUGAAGUAUCUCUGCCCUGUGUACAUUUCUUUCUUUGGCCUUGGUGCAGUUUCUGCUGCUGUUAUGUCAUCAGCAGAUUCUUCGAUCUUGUCAGCAAGUUCCAUGUUUGCCCGGAACAUCUACCAGCUUUCAUUCAGACAAAAUGCAUCAGACAAGGAAAUCAUCUGGGUCAUGCGAAUCACCAUAUUUGUGUUUGGAGCUUCCGCCACAGCCAUGGCCUUACUAACGAAGACCGUGUACGGGCUCUGGUACCUCAGCUCAGACCUCGUUUACAUCAUCAUCUUCCCCCAGCUGCUUUGUGUGCUCUUCGUCAAGGGAACCAACACAUAUGGGGCUGUGACAGGUUAUGUGUCUGGCCUUUUCCUGAGAAUAACUGGCGGGGAGCCAUAUCUGUACCUGCAGCCCUUGAUCUUUUACCCUGGUUAUUACUCUGAUAAGAAUGGCAUAUAUAAUCAGAGAUUCCCAUUUAAAACCCUUGCCAUGGUGACCUCGUUCUUAUCCAACAUUUGCAUCUCCUAUCUAGCCAAAUACCUAUUUGAAAGUGGAACCUUGCCGCCCAAAUUAGAUGUGUUUGAUGCUGUUGUCGCAAGGCACAGUGAAGAAAACAUGGAUAAGACAAUUCUGGUCAAAAAUGAAAACAUUAAGUUGGAUGAACUUGCACCUGUGAAGCCCCGACAGAGCCUAACUCUCAGCACCACUUUCACCAAUAAGGAGGCCUUCGUCAACAUCGACUCCAGCCCAGAAGGGUCUGGGAUUGAAGAUAACUCAUAAUGACCCCAUCCAAAUAAAAUAUUGCUUUCACAAACAGAGCACCACGGCAGGCUAAUCUGGGUUGCAGCAUAUAAAAAAUAUACUUUAAAAACAAACAGCAUUCAGGAAGACAAAAAUCCAUAUAGAAGUGCAAUUGCAAAAGUGCAAGCCAAGCUAGAAGGAAGCAUCUGUGAAAGCAACAGCUUGCUUUCUCAUCGGUAUUUCUCAUCCUCAUUUGAUUCUGACUCUAGUUAGUUUUGUUAAGUAUUCAAAAUUGAAUUAAGACCCACUCAAAGAACAGAGGGCCAAACAGAGUAUUUAUUCUGAAAAAAAGAAGUAGAUACAAAACGAAAGAGCCAAGGAAAUUAGGUGGACUUGAUCCAGACCUUGUCUGUUAAUGCACUAGUGGGUCUAGUUUACAGUCGCAGUGAAGCAGGAGAGGAACUUGCCAUCACUCCAAUGAAUGGUGCAACAAAUUAACCACUGAUUGUCCUGAUGUGAUAAUUAAUCCCUUCUUUCAUGUUCUUAAUUAGAACAUUUACUGAAUAUGCAUUUCGUUUCUCUUUUUGUAGUGGCACGUAUUAUUCUGAGCGCAGACAAAGCAAACACACACAAAAUAUCAUGUUGUGUCAUUUCUUUAGGUACAAGGUAAUAGGAAAGCAGAAUCCAUCUUUGUAGAGGAGCACUGGUUCCUUUGAGUGUGUCUAAUAGCUACCAUAUGCAUUGAGACACAUACCUGGAGGAUGGAAGUCAUGACUAUUAGGCAACCUUAAAGCAAUAAAUCAAGAAGGCCAUUAAGCAGAAAGUGACAGGAAGAAGAGUGGGUUUUCACUUUCAUCUGAAGUUUAUAUAAUUUUGCUUCAUGAUAAAAGAAGUAAUGUCUUGGCUUCCUAUCUAAAUUGGUAUUGGAAGUGAAAUUGAGCCAUAUAUAAGGUGAGGUACCAGUGUAGCGCCAGUUAAGGUUAAUGAGAGACGAACAGCACCUCUUGAUAAAACUAGAAAAACAAAACCCUCUCAAUUUUGGACAUUCAUUCAUUUAUGAGGAUGAUUUAGUGUCAAGAGAGUGACUCUGUGGCACUUUUUGCAAAAAUCAGUCUUAGGUACUAGACAAAUCACCACUACAGAGAGUAGAUAGUGAAUUUUAAAAUGCAGAAGAAAGCAGAAAGUAAAAAUAAGUCCCAAAGGGAAAAAGCCAUCAAUUUUAACAUUUGGCGUCCACAUAACUUUCAUGAGGUUGGUCAUUAAAUAUUAUUUUACUCCUUUUCUGGAGUUAAAAAAUACAUAUGUGUAUAUAAAUAUGCAAUGGUUUAUAUGAUUUUAGAAUUUUAAAUGCUUUCCCAGUAGUCACAUUAUAGAAAUAACCAUAGCUGUGUCUACAAAAACAGAGUGAAUUGAUGAGCUAAAAAAUUAUCUGAGCAUUUGAUCCAAUAAGGAAAGUCAACAUGACUUAUUUAAACUAAAGCACAUUGUCCAAAAACAUUUGUUUUGCAAUUCACAGACAAAAUGAAGUUAAUUCAGUGUUCAACAUUAAGUAUAAAAGUUGUGUUGAGGAAGCUAGAAUUCCUUUUUUAAAAAAUUUUUAAUUAUCUAAAA
Messenger RNA from Mirounga angustirostris (Northern elephant seal), 3340 nucleotides. RefSeq names its product solute carrier family 5 member 7 (gene SLC5A7). Bases 29 to 1768 code for a protein of 579 amino acids. Gene Ontology annotation, biological process: choline transport; neuromuscular synaptic transmission; transmembrane transport. Gene Ontology annotation, molecular function: choline:sodium symporter activity. Lineage: Eukaryota; Metazoa; Chordata; Mammalia; Carnivora; Phocidae. Gene Ontology annotation, cellular component: plasma membrane; dendrite; perikaryon. The transcript has 8 exons. The record is from RefSeq and is a predicted model, not a curated record.